GUGUGUUCGUAAUCACAUGGCUACCACACGUUGCUGUAUUUUAGUCUAACUUUUAUUAACACUUAAAAAUUAAUAAGAAAGAUUAUAUAUCUCAUAAGUUCCUCAGUUUCGUGUUCGUCUGUUUAGUAUCAUGGCUGAUCGUGUUGAGUUGGUCGCGGGCUGUUAUGAGCAGAUAGUCUGUGGAUAUCGAGUGUGCACCAGUGAAAAGGAGUGGACCAUUGAGCCCAACUUCACGCACCAUGCGCACUCAGCCUCUCUAUCAGCGGUGGCAUCCAACGAUCGCUUCAUUGCCACAGGAAGUAAAGACGAAACGAUUCAACUCUAUGACAUGAGCAAUAAGACUGAACACGGAGCCUUACUGCAUCAUGACGGCACCAUCUCAUGUCUGGAGUUCCACGGCUCGUCUCAUUUACUCAGUGGAGGAGAAGAUGGGCUCAUUUGUGUGUGGAGCACCAAAAAAUGGGAAUGUCUCAAAUCUUUCAACGCUCACAAGGGUCAUGUCACGUCGCUGUCUGUGCAUCCUUCUGGAAAACUUGCACUAUCUGUUGGAACAGACAAGACUUUACGAACGUGGAAUCUGAUAACAGGACGGUCAGCUUUUAUCAAGAAUAUCAAAGAAAAUGCACAGAAAGUGAUGUGGUCACCAGAUGGAGAUCAAUACGCAGUGGUUGUGAAUGACAGAGUGGAUAUUUACAACAUGGAGUCGGCUACGGUUAUUGGAACCAUCGUGUUUCCCAAAAGAAUCUCGUGUCUCAAGUUUCUGAACAACACACUCUUGGCUGUGUCGGGAGACGACGAGAGCGUGCGAGUUUAUGAUGUGACCUCACAGAAGUGCGUGUGCGAGUUUAAAGCUCAUGAGAACAGAAUAAAAGCCAUUGAAAGCUUCAUCAAAGACAAUUUUUGUGUCGUUGUUACGGCUUCAAACGAUGGAUUCAUCAAGAUGUGGAAACUCGAUCUUGAGAACCCUGAGAGCCCUUCUUUGCUUGGCCAAAUAAACACCACUGCCAGACUCACCUGUCUGACUGUCUGGAUACCUGGUGAAGAGAAAGAGACCCCUGUGGAGCAGAACGUUCUACCUGCAACCUCAAAGACUCUUGCAGAGUCCUCAGUGCCAGCCAAAGGUAAAAGAGUGAGAACAACCGACGCGGUCAUUAUAGUGGACGAAACCAGCUCCAGAGAGCAAGGGAAAAAGAAAAGAAGACAAGAAGUGCAAUAAAGAAUUUUAUUCAAA
Triplophysa dalaica is the source of this 1231-nucleotide messenger RNA. It is a transcript of the gene pak1ip1, whose product is annotated as PAK1 interacting protein 1. The transcript is spliced from 10 exons. Gene Ontology annotation, molecular function: protein binding. NCBI's taxonomy places the organism in Eukaryota, Metazoa, Chordata, Actinopteri, Cypriniformes, Nemacheilidae. The coding region runs from base 131 to 1216 and encodes 361 amino acids. The record is from RefSeq and is a predicted model, not a curated record.